Messenger RNA from Lottia gigantea (owl limpet), 678 nucleotides. RefSeq lists its product as hypothetical. NCBI's taxonomy places the organism in Eukaryota, Metazoa, Mollusca, Gastropoda, Lottiidae. The record is from RefSeq and is a predicted model, not a curated record. The coding region runs from base 1 to 678 and encodes 225 amino acids. The transcript has 5 exons.
AUGGAAGUAAAUACGGGUAAUGGUAACGCUGAUGGACCUUACUGUGAUGAUGUAUGUACUUCGGUAGGUUUGCUAGCAGGCAGAUACAAAAUACCAUUUAUAACGUAUGGGUGUGAGAGCGACGAGCUCCUAGACCGAGAGCUGUAUCCUACCUUCAUGAGAACGACCGGUACUUUCAAAGACAUGUCAAAUUUUAUCAGACUCAUUGUUCAACAUUUUGGUUGGACCAGAAUUACCUUUGUUAGUGGGAGACAGGAUGUUUGGCUGGAGGCAGUAUCAUCAUUUGAGCAUUCUAUCCACGCAGCUUUGUUAGCUGAUGCUAUCAUAGUUUAUGCUUUUGCUUUAAAUGCUACAAUCGCCAAUAACUCGUCUCCACAUGAUGGUAUAAGUGUGGCUAAUCAUCUGUUUGGUACUACUGUUCCAGAUUUUCAAUUCAAAGCAACUCAUCGGAUCACCUCGCAGUCGACUAUCAUAGUUUAUGCUUUUGCUUUAAAUGCUACAAUCGCCAAUAACUCGUCUCCACAUGAUGGUAUAAGUGUGGCUAAUCAUCUGUUUGGUACUACUGUUCCAGGGAUUUCUGGUGACAUUAAGAUCUUACAAGAUGGUAGUCGGGAUAUGAAUUUUUUACUACAUAAUAUCAAAAACAACACUUACAGUAUGAUAGCAAGGAGUCAGUAA